Molecule: messenger RNA, 633 nt
Organism: Penicillium verhagenii
Lineage: Eukaryota; Fungi; Ascomycota; Eurotiomycetes; Eurotiales; Aspergillaceae
Exons: 2
Coding region: 1-633 (210 amino acids)
Source: RefSeq, a predicted model, not a curated record
AUGCCCCAUUUCCCCAUGGAUUCCGGAACCACCCACAACAAAGAUGAAGCUGCCGACGCGCAAAAUCCUGCACUCCAAAUCAAGAACCGUCGAAAGCGGUACCUGGACCUACAUCCAGAAUACUACUCGGCGGAGCUCGAGCUAGCCGCUAACCGGGUUGGGUAUACCAUUCUAGACCCGCUAUUGUACGAUCGUCUCAUCCGCCGAUUUCAGACUCCGCAGGAACGGGAAGCGCAGGGGCGCGAGAAGGGAUUCUCGGGCGUCCUGCAGGCCGACCUGCUGCGUUCGGAGGCGAAGAUGGACGCGCUAGCGCACCCCGAUCCCCAUUCCAUGUUGAAUUAUACCCGUGGCCCCAACGGCGAAAUCUUGGCCGAGGACCGUGAUGAUAUCCCCUCCAGCAAGGAGGAGGGCGAGAAACAGUGGCAGUGGGAGAUGGGCCUGCGCUUUAUGAGAGGCGAUGAUGAUGAUUUUGACUAUACCACUGUCGAUCAGAAUGAAGAGUACGAUGAUUUAUCUGAGUUGCAGGAUGAAUACUUUGAGGAUGAGGAGCCGGAGUGGGUGGUCGGUGAUGAAAUUCAAGGCGAAAAUGCCAGAGCGCAGCUUCAGGGUGAGACUGGCAUUCAGGACUUCUGA